AUGCAGUCUCAACAGCGGCCACCAGCCUCGCAAGGGUCGAGAUAUGGCCAUCCGGGAACUCCGCAGCAAGUUCGUCGACAAGCCAAUGCUCCGUUACCAGGACAAACUGCUCAAUUGCAAAACAAUCGUGGUCCUCAACCGCCAAAAAAGAAGAAACGAUACGCCGAUAAAUUAAUUCAACCUAAAGUCCGUGAGUUGGUUCCGGAGUCUCAAGCUUAUAUGGACUUGCUAGCUUUCGAGCAAAAGUUGGACUCAACAAUCACAAGAAAGAAAAUAGAUGUUCAAGAAGCGUUGAAGAGGCCGCAGAAAAUAAAGAAACGUCUCCGAAUCUACAUUUCGCAUACCUUCAUUGCCGGAAAAGAGCCGGAGAAAGAAGGCGAUGAAGCUUCAGUUCCAAUGUGGGAGCUUCGUGUCGAAGGACGUCUUCUAGACGAUAUGUUGCAACAACUUCAACAACAACAACAACCUGGAGGAGCAGCUGCGGCUGCGAGUGCUAACCCAAGAGCUCCACCGAAGCGAAAGUUCAGUUCAUUCUUCAAGAGCCUGGUAAUUGAACUGGAUAAAGACAUUUAUGGUCCGGAUAAUCAUCUUGUCGAGUGGCAUCGUACUCCACAAACCAACGAAACUGAUGGAUUCCAAGUGAAACGGCCAGGAGAUCGUCCUGUCAAAUGCACCAUUCUUCUUCUUCUUGACUACCAACCAAUGAAGUUCAAACUUCAUCCACGACUUGCAAAAGUUCUCGGAAUCGCCGCUGAGACUCGCCCACGAAUCAUUGAAGCUCUCUGGCAAUACAUCAAAACGCACAAGCUUCAGGAUCCACAAGAUCGGGAUACUAUAAACAAUGAUUUGUUCUUGGAACAAUGCUUCGGUGUAAAAAAGAUGAGAUUCAUGGAAAUCCCACAACGUCUUCAUCAGCUUCUACAACAACCUGAUCCACUCAUAUUGAAUCAUAUUAUUCAAAGACCGGAAGAUGGUCAAGACAAGACAUCUGCCUGCUAUGACAUUGAUGUUGAGCUCGAGGAUCCGGUGAAACAGCAAAUGGCAAGUUUCGUGCACAAUCAAAACAAUGCCAACGAUAUCCAAGUUCUCGAUCGAAAAAUAUAUGAUCUGGUUGACCAGAUCAACGAAAUGAAACUCCGUCGUGACUUCUUCCUUCGAUUCUCAAACGAACCCAGCGGAUUCAUAAAGAAAUGGGUUGUCAGCCAGAACACCGACUUAAAAACUCUGACCGAAUCAAAUGGUGAUGGAGAAGCCGAUCGUCAUGCCAACACAUACACCACUAAUGAUGCGGACGAAGGAGUUUCCAGAUACAUGUACCAAAAAGUUCAACAAAAACGAGCCGAAUUGGAGCAAAGCUUGGGAAUCCGGAACAAUUAA
Caenorhabditis briggsae is the source of this 1377-nucleotide messenger RNA. It is a transcript of the gene Cbr-swsn-2.1, whose product is annotated as Protein CBR-SWSN-2.1. Gene Ontology annotation, biological process: regulation of transcription by RNA polymerase II. Lineage: Eukaryota; Metazoa; Nematoda; Chromadorea; Rhabditida; Rhabditidae. The transcript has 5 exons. The record is from RefSeq and is a predicted model, not a curated record. The coding region runs from base 1 to 1377 and encodes 458 amino acids. Gene Ontology annotation, cellular component: SWI/SNF complex; nucleus.